AUGUUCCUUCGUUCAUCAUCCUCUCGUCAAGACGAUCCAUCCAAAAAACAACAACAAUUAGGAUCCAUCCAUGGUCCCGUUCUCUUUGAAAUUUUCAAAUAUCUCCAUUCCAAACAUUUACUCUCUUCCAUCGUUCUCGUUUGUCGUGAAUGGAAAUUCAUCGUUGCCGAAUGUGUCAUGAAAUUAGAAUUAAAAGAAAAUAAUUAUUCCGAGUGGUAUCAGGAACAAUUGAAAAUCUUUGGUUCUAAUCCGAGUGCAAACACGAGUGUGAAGUGUCCUCAACAAGUGAUCUAUUCUCAUGUGAGUCAAUUAUUGACAUCGAUCGCGAAUUUUGAAAAUUUACAAGAACUUUCUCUGAUUGGAUAUGAUGCAUUGAUGAGUAGUGAUGAUAUGUGGAAAUUGUUGACGACUUUGAAACAAUUGAAACGAUUGUUAAUUUCCGAUUCUCAUUUAUUGGAAGGACAAUUGGCAAGAAGAUUGACGUUUAAAGAUCAAAAGAGUGUGAAUCGUCAAGCCAGUUCUGGAAAUCAUGAAACAUCUGAAAAGAAGGGUUUAUUUUCUAAAUUAUUUUCAAAAAACAAGACGUCUUAUGUUUCAUCGACCAGUGGACUCUUGUCGAACGAAUUGGAAGCAAGCAAAGGACCUCGAUCUGUGAAAUAUUCCGAUCGAAGUACACUGACAUUGAACUUUGAAAGAGUGCCUUGUAAGGAAAAGCUUUCUCUCAUACCAACGAUGGGCGUAGAAAAUUUAACAUGUCUAUGUUUAUUCAAAGUCUAUUUACCAGAUGCCUUGUAUUACACAUUGAUGGAAAAAUUAGUGAACUUGAAAGAAUUUCGAAUGGUGGAUUGUAAUCUCACAAAAUUCGAACUCUAUUCAUUAUCGAAAUGUCUUUCACAUGUUGAAAUUAAUCGAACGAAUUGUAACAAUGCAACAGUGACCAUCAGUGAUCGAAAAAAUAAUCUACUUUCACAAACUUUGGAAUUUUUAGUGUUCAAUAAUGUCAAGGUUGAGAGUGAACAUGCAUGGAAAUUUUGUGCGUCCUGUACAAAAUUAAAGACUUUGAAAAUGAGAAAAUAUUUUCAAGUACCUGCCGUAACUCAUAAUUUAACAUCUUUUACCACAACGACGAGUAUUGAAAAUCUUUCCAUUGAAAGUGUUGGAAUGGAUUCUAAAGAUUUAGAAAAAUUAAGCAAAUGGACACCCAAUUUAAAGAAAUUGGAAAUUUUACAUUGUCAAUCAUUGACAUCUCAAGAACAAUUGUUAAAAAUCAUCAUGGACAGUUUCAAACAAUUGACACAUUUUCGAGCUGUGAAUGUACGAGAUUUGGCAUCGAGUGACAUUAUUUCCACCAAUUUAGAAUUUCUAGACCUUUCAAGUAAUAAGGACUUUACGGGUACCAUUGAUUGUCAUUCUCUCAAAUAUUUAAAUAUUUCAGGAACAGCCCUCUCUGAUGUUGACAAGACCAAAAUUGUAAUGAAGAAUUCCUCUCUGGAAGAGUUGAAUUUAUCCAUGAUGGACUCUAGUGAAGCAAUUGGAAAUGCAUGGACUUUGGGAAUGUUAAAACGUUUGGAUUUAUCGUAUAAUCGUAGCGUCCAUGAUGAAAGAUUAUCAGAAAUUUUACAAUUCAUGCCCAUGUUGGAAUAUUUAAAUUUGAAAAUGUGUAAGAAUAUUCAUCAACUGCCACUCAAGAAGAAAUGCAAUCUCAAAAUAUUAUUGUUGAGUGGAACUCAAAUGAAUGAUCAAGCGUUAGUGGAAGCAACCAUGUGGACACCAGAGUUACAACGGUUGGAUGUCGAUUGUUGUGGAAUGUUGGAGAAUCCAGAAUUGUCUCAUCUUUCGAAAUUAUCAUCUCUGGAUGUGAGCGAAAACACGUCCUUUACUCUCACGACCAUUCUGAAAUUGGCCAAACAAAUUCCAUCAUUACGAAAUUUUUAUGUUCGAUGGAUUUCAAAUUUGAUUACCAAUCACACCAGUUCGAAAGAAUUAAUGGAUGCAUUUAGAAAUUUAUUAUUAUUGGAUUUGACUGGAAGUGUUACCAGUACCUGUACAGCUCUUAUUCAAUUGAUGCAUGAGUUUAAGGAUUUGACCAUUGUUUCCAAAACACCAGUUUUUAGAUGUGAUAGUAUACCAAAUCCUUUUACUGUUUUUGGAACAAAGCUAUAA
This is a messenger RNA of Naegleria lovaniensis, 2163 nucleotides long. RefSeq lists its product as uncharacterized. The transcript has a single exon. Gene Ontology annotation, biological process: SCF-dependent proteasomal ubiquitin-dependent protein catabolic process. Gene Ontology annotation, cellular component: SCF ubiquitin ligase complex. The record is from RefSeq and is a predicted model, not a curated record. The coding region runs from base 1 to 2163 and encodes 720 amino acids. Lineage: Eukaryota; Heterolobosea; Eutetramitea; Acrasida; Naegleriidae.